UUGUUCAUGCACUGAUCACCAUCCUAACAGCAUAGAAAUGACUCAAGGCCGCGUCAUUGUUGUUCUCACCUUCUUGAGCAUCAUCUUGGCUCGUUCCGAUUUUUCUGAUGCGAAAACUCUUCGAACCAACCAUGGAAAAGUCAACUACACAGAGGCAGAUAAAGAAUGCAGAUCAAAAGAUUUUAGAAGUCAUCUUGCAAAAAUUCAAACUAUCGAAGAACUUCAGUUGGCUAAAAAUGUAUCAAAUAAUACUAACGGUGUAAAGUACUGGAUGGGUCUCAACAUCUGGAAUGGUACUUGGAAAUGGAGUGAUGGAAAGGCUGCUUCUGGAAAACUUACCGAUAUUGUGAAAAAUUAUAAUGACACAGAAGCUUUGUCUAUAGAACCUAAGAUGUUCUGUUGUGUAGUAACCCAUGAUCCUUUCCUGGAGUGUACCAACUGUAGCGAGCAGCACGCCUCUCUAUGUGAAGACUUCCAAGAAAAUAACUUCACUCAAGUGGAUUCUAAUGCAAGCUGCAUUCCAGUAUUUCCUCCAGUUACUGCAUCCGCAAGAAACGCUUCCUGUAUAUUCUAUGAGUAUAAAGGCGAAUUUUGCAAGGAUAUAAUCAAAAGUUUGUACGUUUAUGGUAACCAAACGACACUGGAUCUUGGAGAAGUGGAAACUGAGUCAUUUAAUGCUUAUUUCGAAUGGUUUGACAUCUCAGAAAAAUGUCAACCUAUAAUCAAAGAUUUAUACUGCCGCUAUUACUUCCGGCCUUGCGACGAAUCCUUGGGCGAGCCUACAGAUCGCAGGAUUUGUCGCAGCUCAUGCGAUUAUUUGAUGGACGAUGUUUGCAAAAAAGAGGCGGAUGUUCUCAAAAUAGCAGUGGUUUCGUCCCCACACAUCGACUCAAAGAUGAUUAAUUGCUCGUUCUACCAACCUGCUAAUGGUGGAGAUGCUCCUGAGUGCUAUGAGUGGCCAGAUAUCCCUGGUGACAACACAAACAGCAUAGAUUGUUACUUUGGAGUCGGUCUUGGUUACCGAGGUAAUGUGAACGUCACCCGGUCUGGUCGUACAUGUCAGUCUUGGAAAUCCCAGUGUCCUCAUCGUCACUGGCGGGUCCCUGAAGAUGUCGCUGAAUCCAAAAAUGACUCGAACCUGUGUCGUAAUCCGGAUAGCAGUGCCCUAGAUGGACCGUGGUGUUAUACCACAGACCCAAACGUCCGAUGGGAAUAUUGCAACGUAUCUCGUUGUCCUCCAGGAAGUAAAGGAAAACCGCCGCCGCCAAUAGACUUCAUAGUAGAGAAUGUGCAGACAAGAUAUUUGAUAUUGACUUGGGAUGAGCCAGUAAAUGCCAGCCUUCACCAAAUACAAAGCUACACCAUAGAGCGAUGGACAUCAAGAUCGAAGAACAUUACGAAGACAGUUCCUUACCCUGAGUCCAAAAUGAUCAUGAAGGACUUGGAACCCUCUACCGAAUACACUCUUAGAUUAUCAAGCAACAAUAUGUAUGGAAGGUCAGAUGGUGUAUUUUUAACACAGAACACACUGCCAGACAGGUUUAUUGUGAAUUUAAUGCUGAUCAUAGUUUUGCCGCUGGGCUUAGCAUUUAUAUUCAUCGUGAUUGUUUGUGUCAAGUUUGGAUCAAAUUGCAAUUCCAGGCCAAAUAAAGUUUAUGAUGAGACAGAAAUUUCCAUUCGUCGCAACUGGGAGGAGAUUCGCAGAUCAGAUGUUAUCCUUCAACAUAAGCUGGGGGAAGGUGCGUUCGGAGAAGUGUUUAAAGGCGUGGUGUGCAUAAAGGGAAAUGCUAGGGCAUGUGCAAUCAAGAAGCUUAAAGCCAAUACUACAGAAAAAGAGAAGGAAGACUUGCUCAACGAGCUUCAAAUCCUGGUCACAAUUGGUGAACAUCCUAAUAUCAUAAGUCUUAUUGGAGCGUGUACCAAGUCUGAAUCAAUUUUGGUGAUUGUUAGUUUGGCUCCAAAUGGCUGUUUGCUAAACGAACUGAAGAAGAACAGAGAAAAUCCAUACUACAAUGAUUCUAUAACAUCUGUCGGAUUCACACGCGUCGACAAAUUGAAGAUUGCAAGAGACGUCGCCUGUGGAAUGUCUCACCUCGCAAGUAAAAAGUGUGUUCAUCGUGACCUUGCUGCAAGAAACGUGCUUCUUGGAGACAGGAAUGUUGCGAUGGUUUCCGACUUCGGCUUGUCACGUGAUGUUUACGAAAGUGGCGAAUACGAGACUUUAUCCAGGGGAAUGUUACCAGUUCGUUGGAUGGCCCUUGAGUCUUUGGACUUCUUCACAUUCAACACGAAGACAGACGUGUGGUCGUUUGGAGUGCUUCUAUGGGAGAUCGAGUCAGAAGGUAUAAUGCCAUAUUGCGAACUUGGAGGAGCAAUGGAAAUCAUCGAAUAUCUACAGUCAGGACAAAUUUUAGCGAAACCGGAUGGAUGCCCGAAUGAAAUUUACGAGAUAAUGAAGUCCUGCUGGGAUCUGGAUCCGAUGAAACGUCCAUCAUUUGUAGAUCUUUUGGCGUCACUAGAGAAAGAACUUACUAAAACAAAAGACGAUCUGCUGAAAGAUAAGAGCCUCCUAGUUAAUGAAGCAGGGUGGUACUUCAGAUAAAAACACGGCCAUGCAGUGUAAUGAAGUCACUGUUGUUACGUUCCCUUGUCGAGGGAGAGGGAAAAGUUAAUAAUUAGGAAUUAACAAUAAAUCCCUCACACUGUUACAUCAAUGUAUGUACUACUUAAAAACCAUAACCUUGCAUUAAAAAAAAAAAUUCUGUCUUAUAUUACAUACACCAUGAGGAAAAGUGCAAAUUUAUUUUCACUUAAACUGAUAACUUACACCAAUAAUAGUUAUCACUAUAUCUGCCCCUACCUUUUGGUGAUGUAAUUUUUUGAUAAUAGAAAAUGUCCCGAGAGUUUUGAGGGAGAUUUCUCAUGUAGUUAGUAGAUUACAAUAAAAUAUCAGUAAAAAAAUCUGUGCUACAACAGAGAGCUUCUCAGAUGGUUUUCAGUAAUUUUGGCAGCCAAGAGAUUGCUGCCUAGCUUCGGAGAUCGAACAAACCUUUAAAUGUCCCGACCUCACCUUUUUUGUCUUUAGAAAACUUGCAUCUAAACGUAUUGAUUAGUCAGUAAUUCAGUGCAGAGAUAUUAUAUAGAAACAUUUAAUAUCCAGUUUCAUCUUUGUUAUUUCAUAACAUUUGCACAUUUGCCGUAUAUACUGCUGCGUCAGUUUCCUUGUUUAACUUCAUCAGUUGAAAGGAAGCAUUGACUCGUAAGAAACAGUUUUUGAGCCGAUACAUUGACUUUUACAACCGUAAUAUUGCAGUAUCUUUGUACGGAAGGGAAGUUAUUAUUUUUAUUUUGAUCAUCAUUAUCAUUAUUAUGGAUU
This is a messenger RNA of Pocillopora verrucosa, 3376 nucleotides long. The record is from RefSeq and is a predicted model, not a curated record. NCBI's taxonomy places the organism in Eukaryota, Metazoa, Cnidaria, Anthozoa, Scleractinia, Pocilloporidae.